Porites evermanni is the source of this 753-nucleotide messenger RNA. Lineage: Eukaryota; Metazoa; Cnidaria; Anthozoa; Scleractinia; Poritidae. The record is from the annotation of a GenBank genome assembly.
AUGGCGGACGACACUAGGGAAAGCGUGAAUGGAAUAAUUCAGAAGAAAUCUAACGUUUGGGCGCAUGAUGAAGAUAUUAAACUCUUGGAAAAAGUAGAGGAGCACUUGGGGAACGUUUCGGAAGAGAAAAACUUAUAUAUCAAGGACAUCGUGUGGAGUGAAGUGAGGUUGGAUGGACGCGAUGAAACCGAGGUUCACAAACGCUGGAACACUUUAACGUCCAAAAUUCGAAAGAUGAGAACCGCUAAUGAGGUCUUAGAGGACGCCAAGAAGAAAGUGGCCGAUCAAAAAAAGACCAGAAAAAGGAAAAGAGACGACAGAGAUCCGUCACUUCCGAAGAUGCCAUUAACCGCUUAUCUCCUGUUCUGCGAACAAAAGCGACCACGCUUGGCUCAAAAGUACGGCAACAAGGAGGUGAUGGGAAAACUGGCGAAAAAAUGGAGCAAACUCUCUGAUGAGAAAAAAGAAAAAUACAAGGAAAUGUACCGGGAAAGUCGUCAGAAGUACGAGCAUGAUAUCGUUCAGUAUUAUGUCGACCAUUAUCCUAACGAGACACCGCCAAAAAAUGCUUUUGAUCUCUGGUCUUUAGACAAGGCAGCCGAGAUUAAAAAAUCACGUCCGGACAUUUCAGAGAAAAAACUGAAGAAAAAGCUUAAGAGGUAUUGGGAACAGCUAGAAGAUAAGGAGCAGUGGGAGAAAAAGGCUAAGAAAGAAGUGGACAAAUUCAUAAAAGCAAUGAAAAGGAAAGGUUGA